Molecule: messenger RNA, 1081 nt
Organism: Ipomoea triloba (trilobed morning glory)
Lineage: Eukaryota; Viridiplantae; Streptophyta; Magnoliopsida; Solanales; Convolvulaceae
Exons: 4
Coding region: 1-1041 (346 amino acids)
Molecular function (GO): DNA-binding transcription factor activity
Source: RefSeq, a predicted model, not a curated record
AUGGCAGACCCUUCCGCUGGCUCUGCCUUUUUCCCUUACUACGAUCACCACCACCCUUUUGAUCACCAUUUGCCCUUCGAUCAAAUCCCCUUUUUCUCCCCGCCGGAGUUGGAAACGACGACUCUACAACCCCAAUCUGAUUUUGCAUUCGACGGUGGCGAUUUCGCCGAUAAUAAUAUUGUAUGCCCCUCCCAUCUCCUAGAGGAUCCUGUUGUUUCUACAACGUUUGGAGAAGUUAAGGAUGUUCCACAAGUCUGGUCGGACGUGGAAAAUCCUACGUCCAUAUCCGCUUGGCCGCCGGCAAUGGCGUCUAUAUGCAAUAAUUCUUGUCAAGUUCUCCGAGAAAUCACUCAUACAAAUGGUUUGUAUAUAUGGAGGCUUGAGAUUCAUGGAGGCCUUGGGAUGAUCGCUCAUGUGUUACUAGAGAAAUGCAGUUUGGAUUUUUCGUCUCAAAAUCCCGAGUACCAGACCUUUGAUUUUUCCCAGGAAAGCAUGAGUGCAGUGAAGCAAUUCUUAGUUGGGUAUUUUGAGGACCGCAAACAGGAGGGAUACGUGGUGCUUGAAGAUCCACUCUGGGAAUUCUAUGAAGCUUUGAGUGUCGGUCAUGGUGGGGGUGAACAUAUGGACAUUGACACCUUCUUCCAACUUCCCCCUACUACACAUUCAGGGAAUUACAAUGAAGAAGCAGAAAUAGGAGGAGGAGGGGUGGAAGUUAAAGCUCAGAAGAUCCCCCUUUCAGCUCAGAGGGAAAGAACGGGGAAGCUGAGACUAAAAGACUUCGCAGGGUACCUUCAUCUGCCCAUAGAGGAAGCCGCGAGAAGAAUGAACAUUUGCCCAACAGUGAUGAAGAAGAUAUGCAGGAGAGAUGGGCUGCUGCGAUGGCCUUACAGAAAGAUAAGGAGCAUUCACAGGAAAAUCUCCAACAGAUCCAAGACCCUAUCUGCAGGGAACGUCGACGCGCAAGAAAGGGAGCGUGCCCAAGCAGAUAUCCUCGACCUUCAACAACAACUCGCCACCAUUUCUGAAGCUUUCUUUGAUUGAUCAUUUCUUUAUGUUUCCUUCAUUUUUUUUUACAUCCUGU